Molecule: messenger RNA, 955 nt
Organism: Dalotia coriaria
Lineage: Eukaryota; Metazoa; Arthropoda; Insecta; Coleoptera; Staphylinidae
Product: NADH dehydrogenase [ubiquinone] 1 alpha subcomplex assembly factor 3
Exons: 3
Coding region: 236-868 (210 amino acids)
Biological process (GO): mitochondrial respiratory chain complex I assembly
Cellular component (GO): mitochondrial inner membrane
Source: RefSeq, a predicted model, not a curated record
AAAUGAUUUACUAAAACAUUCAAAAUAAGUGCACGCCACGUUUUUUAAUUCAUAUUUUUAUAGUAAAACUUAAAACAUAUAAAAAACAAAUUAAAAUUCAAAAUAAUUACAAUCCUGUUGUAAUUGUCAAAGGUAAAAAACACAGAAGUCAAGCAGGACGUGCGAUUCAAAAUAUAACCUAAGAUUGAAUUGAACUUUAUUGAAGUACACGAAAAUUUCAAAAACAUUAAUAAAAAUGUGGAUAAAUCGAAGAUUUUUACAGUGCACAACACACCUGUACAAGAAUCUCACCAAUAAUACCCAACAAACAUUUGGAAACUCCACAAUUAUUCGAAAUAUUCAUAAAUCAAUGCCUUAUAAAGGAACAAGUACCUAUGAAGGGGAAGGCAAGACAACUGUUCAUAUUCUUAAUAAUGAAGCUGAUUUAGGUAUAAUGAUCAAUGGAGUAAGCCAAGUUGGAUUCCGAUUGAACAAUGAUAUGACUGUUCUUGGCCCAAUGUUAAUAUUUCCUAGAUCUGUAUUAUCAUGGGAUGUGGCAUCUGUUGAAGACAUCAAUGAAGACUCACUUGCAAUGUUCACGAUUCUCGAACCGAAAGUAGAUAUUCUUGUAGUUGGGAUAGGCGAUAGAAUUCAAGACUCAUGUGUGUAUAGAACAUUAAUACCCUUGAGCCGCAAAUUAAAACUAAGUAUGGAGAUUCUCCCUACGGAACAGGCUUGCGCCACGUUUAACUUUCUAAAUUCUGAGGGCCGUUUCGCUGUGGGGGCGAUGAUACCGCCGAAAACGCUAAUUCCGACUGACGAUGACAUCGCGCAAACCAAGUUGAGAUAUCAGAAUAUUUAUGAAAUUGAAGAACCGCUUAAGUUUUAAUGUAUGUAAUUUAAUUAAUAUUGAAAUUAAUUAUAUUACAAGUGAUAAUAGACCUGUUUGUGUAAAUAAAUUUGUUUGUCGUUUAAA